AUGUUAUCUGACGAAUGGAAACUUUUAAGAUUAGAAAAUCUUACAUAUGUUAGUGGACAAAGAAUUGAUCAUUUUUGGAGACAAGUAUUUAAUAUGAAAAAUUCUAUGGAUGGACCAAAAUUUCCUUUAAUAACUACUAUUGUAAAAUGUGCUUUGUCUUUAUCUCAUGGAAGCGCAGAUGUAGAAAGAGGGGUUUCAAUUUCUGGUAAAGUAUUAACAGAAGACAAAUCUGCUAUGUCAUGUAAGAUGUUGAAUGCACGUCUUUACAUCAAAGAUGGUUUGCUUAGAUUUAAAAAUAAACCAGAUUUUUGUUCCAAUUACAAAAGAUUUAAUAUGUUCUGCUAG
Molecule: messenger RNA, 345 nt
Organism: Macrosiphum euphorbiae (potato aphid)
Lineage: Eukaryota; Metazoa; Arthropoda; Insecta; Hemiptera; Aphididae
Source: the annotation of a GenBank genome assembly